Molecule: messenger RNA, 645 nt
Organism: Nothobranchius furzeri (turquoise killifish)
Lineage: Eukaryota; Metazoa; Chordata; Actinopteri; Cyprinodontiformes; Nothobranchiidae
Product: insulin
Cellular component (GO): extracellular region
Molecular function (GO): hormone activity
Source: RefSeq, a predicted model, not a curated record
UCAUCCAUUUGCACAAACACGGUGGGCGUGUCUGGCUAGUCUUGGGGGUAUUAAUGCAGAUGUUUCCUUCAGUUCAUCACACCAGCUUUCUCUCAGAGGCAAUAAACCACUCCUCUACAUCCAGUCUACGUUCAAAGCAAUAUGGCGACACUGUGGACACAAACAGCUGCUCUCCUGGUCCUACUGGUCAUGUCAUGUCCAAGCUCUCGAGCCACUUCCUUACAGAAGCUGUGUGGCCCUCAUCUAACUGAUGCUCUGUACCUUGUGUGUGGAGAAAGAGGCUUUCUCUUCAACCCUAGGAGUGAUGACAUCACUGCCAUGCGUAAUGCAGCAUUGGUGAGGGGUGAAAACGAGGGCGCAGUCCAGAUGGGAGCACUAGUGAAACGAGGCAUUCUGGAGCUCUGCUGUGACAGACCCUGCACCAUCUUUGACCUGCAGCAAUACUGCUUCUAAAACCCAGAGUGCCUACCUGCUCUAGCCUUUUUUCUGUUUGCUUUACAUAGCUUAGCUUCUUUGCUGGCUUCUUCUCUAUCAGGAUGUGUGUAGAAAGUAGUUGUUAGUAAGCCAUUUGAAAAUUGUGUUGUAACAAACAAUGGAAUUAUUUUUCCAAGAAAAUAAACAUUUAGUUCAUGAGUGGAAAUUGGA